AUGGCUCCACUGGAAACGCCAGUUAAUGCGCAGCUCUUCAUCAACGGCGAGUUCGUUGAUGCUUCCGAUCAGAAGACGUUCGAUCUGAGCAGUCCUUACUCAGGAGAGCACGUCGGCAAAAUCGCCGAAGCCACUGUCGUGGAUGUCGACACCGCCGUAUCUGCAGCUGAAGCGGCAUUCCCUUCCUGGAGCAGCCUCUCGCCUACGCAGCGCGGAAAGCCCCUGGCAAAGCUCGCCCAGCUCAGACAAGACGCCACGCCCGAGCUCGCGCGGCUUGAUGCACUCUCCAUUGGCCGACCUGUCGGAACCUAUUUCGACGGCCACUAUGCGACUAUGCACUUCCGCUACUUCUCGGAAGCUGCUUAUCCAACCGGUACCUCGUCCCUCAACACCCCAGGCUUCGUCAACAUGAGUAUGCGUCAGCCUUAUGGUGUGACGGGCGUUGUUAUCCCUUGGAACGCGCCCCUGGUCUUCCUGAGCAAGAAGCUCGCACCAGCACUGGCAGCCGGCAAUUGUAUGAUCCUGAAGACUUCGGAGAAAGCACCCCUGUCGUCGCAUCUAGUAGCCACCAUGCUGAAUGAAGCUGGCUUCCCUCCAGGAGUGAUCAAUAUACUGCACGGGCACGGUAUGCCUUCCGGUGAUGCGAUCAGCAGACAUAUGCGCAUCCGCGCUCUGUCGUUCACUGGUUCCGUGCGCACAGGUCGGCUGAUCCAGAAGGCAGCGGCUGAGAGCAACUUCAAGCACCUGGUCUUCGAGAUGGGUGGCAAAAGCCCGGCACUUGUCUUCGCAGACGCGGAUCUAGAGCAAGCGGCGCAAGAAACGCAGUCUUCGAUCAUGUUUCACAGUGGCCAGACGUGCUUUGCCAACUCACGGCUGUACGUGGAGGAGAGUGUUGCGGAGAAGUUCAUGGCCUCGUUCAAACAGAUGGCCUCAGCACGAAAGCUGGGAGAUCCGCUCGACAAGGAGACAGCGAGUGGGCCCCAGGCGGAUAAGGCGCAAUACGACACGGUCCAGAAAUAUCUGGAAGAAGGCAAGAAGUCGGGCCAGGUUAUCGAAACAGAUGCGAAGAUGCCUAACGGCGAGCAACACCUCUUCGUCAGGCCGACCAUCCUGAUGAACCAGCCGGAAGAUUCGAAAGUGCUGAAAGAGGAGAUUUUUGGGCCUGUGGUAGCUAUCAAUACGUUUAAGACUGAGGAAGAGGCUCUCGAAAAAGCUAAUGCCACCGAGUAUGGACUGUACGCUUCCGUCUACACCAAGGACAUCGACCGAGCGAUGCGGGUAGCGAAGAGCUUCGAGAGCGGAAUGGUAGGUAUCAACUGUACCUCGCCAACUGGGGCCUGGGAUAUGCCGUUCGGAGGGUAUAAGCAGAGUGGUGUUGGACGGGAGAGCUUCCACGAUAGCAUGGAUGACUGGCUGGAGACGAAGUCGGUUUUCAUGAAGGUGAAAGGGUUGGCUGCGUCGACAGCGGCCAACUCUGUCCUCGGGCGUUAA
Messenger RNA from Saxophila tyrrhenica, 1491 nucleotides. RefSeq lists its product as uncharacterized. NCBI's taxonomy places the organism in Eukaryota, Fungi, Ascomycota, Dothideomycetes, Mycosphaerellales, Extremaceae. Bases 1 to 1491 code for a protein of 496 amino acids. The record is from RefSeq and is a predicted model, not a curated record. The transcript is spliced from 3 exons. Gene Ontology annotation, molecular function: aldehyde dehydrogenase (NAD+) activity.